AGUCACUCCCAUCUCCUCAAAUUUCAGGAAACACAAACUGAAUAAGAAACGAAACCAAACAUUUGAAAGCCGCCUUUCCCCCCCACUCAGCCAUGGCAGAGGCUGUCAUUAUCCUGAAGAAGAACCGCCUUUGCUGUCAAGUCUGCGGCGAGCUUUUCAGGAAUCCCGCGACCAUCUCUUGCGGGCACAGCUUCUGCACGCGGUGCAUCCUCGACCGCCUGGAUGGCGACGAGAGGAAGAAACGCGCCUGCGUCUGUCCUGAAUGUGGUCACAGGUUUCCCAGCCGGCCGCGGCCGAUCAAGAACACAACUUUAGCUGACUUGGUGAGGGACACGGAGAGGCGUGACGACAAGAGGAAACACCCGGGGGCCUCCACGCAGGACCCGACGAGAGCGACCGGGAGCUGUGCCGUGACAAGAACUUCCUCCGGAAGCAAUCUGUGCGUGAGGCACAGCAGCCCUCUGAAUGUUUACUGCUGCACCGACAAGCAGAUCAUAUGUGCGGUGUGUGCCUCAGCCGAGCACAAGGGACACACGAUUGGGUAUGUGAGAGAAGAAAGGAGGAGAAAACAGAAGGAGCUGAGGAUCAUACAAACAAAAUCCAAGCAGAUUCUCCAGGAACAAGAAAAGAAAUGUAAAAACAUGGGGAAGACUCUCAAACAGAUUCAGGAGGAGGCGAGAGAGACACAGAACUACUGUGAAAGCGUCUUGGCCGGCAUCAUUAACUCCAUCCAGAGACAUCACAUGUCAGUGAGGGAGCUGAUCAGAGGACAUGAGGAGCAGGCAGCAGCUCAGGUCGAGAUCUCCAUACAGACCCUGCAGGUGAAAAUGGAGGCAAUGAGGAAGAGAGAUGCUGGGUUGGAUCGUCUGGCACAGACUGACAGCGAUGCUCGUUUCUUGCAGGGCUGGCCGUUAAUGCAGCACCUCUGUGAAAAAGACCAUCUCCAUCUUUUACAUGAAGACUCAGAGGAUCCUCUUCUCCCCUUUGAGUUUACAAAGAGAGCCGUUGAUAAGCUCGGGGAGCAACUGGAGGAAUUUUGCGACCAAAGAUUUGCUUCAAUCUCUCAAACUGCUGAUGGUGGAGAGCAGCAGGAAUCAGAAGAAGAGUCAGAGGAGGACGACAUGCAGGAAAGAUGUGAAGCCAGUAAGACCGAGUCCCAAGGUCUGGGCACUAUUUCUCGUCUCUCUAGGACCAGCAGGACUGAACCAAACGUGGAGCCUAAAACCAGAGCAGAGUUCCUGCAGUAUGCAUGUGGCCUCAGCCUGGACCCCACCACAGCUCAUGAGAACCUGACUAUUUCUGCAGGAGACAAAGAAGUGAGGUUGAGCCCUCUCAAAGGAAAGAGCCCGGCUGUUCGCUGUCCGCAAAGGUUCCUCCACCGAAAGCAGGUGCUGUGCAGGGAGGGACUGCAGGCAGAGCGCUGCUACUAUGAGAUAGAGGUGGAAGGAGACAAGGCUGAGAUCGCCCUCGCCUACAAAGGAAUAGACAGAAGAUCUCGCACCCCACUGUCAGCUUUCGGGGCAAAUGCCAAUUCCUGGAGUCUUGAUCGCUACGCAAAUUACUCUGUGAGCCACAGAGCUGACAGCGUCCAGCUCACAACAUGCCCCAGUCAACGCAAGCUCGGCGUUUAUCUGAACUUCAAAGAGGGGACUCUUUCCUUCUAUGAGGUGGCAGACAGAAUGAUGUUUCUUUACAAGGUUGAAGCUGAAUUUACAGAGCCUCUGUAUCCGGGCUUCUGGCUCGGAGAGGACUGUUGCAUCAGGAUCUGUGAUUUGAGACGCGACGCACUGUGACCUAUACCUGAGAGGUUUGUAGAAAGGGCCGGUUUGAAGGUUGGUUGUCUUCAUAAGGGGUUUCCCAACAUCAAGUCGUCCCAAAAAUAGUCUGCAUUACCCAGCAAAAAAACUAAAAUGAAUUUAAAGUAAAUCUCAAUUUUACCUCUACAGGUGCCCGGGACCGGACUUGGCAACCACAGUCUUCAUUACAUGAACAAUCAGCUUGUUCUCGACAUUCUCUUACAAGUUGUACAUCAUACUUUUUUUUAACUUGAUUUUCAUGUCUGCCUGCUGUUGUUGUUGCUGUUGUUGUUGUUGUUGUUUUAAAACAUCAAUGCUUUAAUAAGUAUAUUUAAAUCUAUUACACACAAAA
Cyclopterus lumpus (lumpfish) is the source of this 2148-nucleotide messenger RNA. Its product is annotated as tripartite motif-containing protein 16-like. Bases 93 to 1793 code for a protein of 566 amino acids. Lineage: Eukaryota; Metazoa; Chordata; Actinopteri; Perciformes; Cyclopteridae. The transcript is spliced from 7 exons. The record is from RefSeq and is a predicted model, not a curated record. Gene Ontology annotation, molecular function: zinc ion binding; protein binding.